Molecule: messenger RNA, 1074 nt
Organism: Penicillium chermesinum
Lineage: Eukaryota; Fungi; Ascomycota; Eurotiomycetes; Eurotiales; Aspergillaceae
Product: translation machinery-associated protein TMA46
Exons: 3
Coding region: 1-1074 (357 amino acids)
Biological process (GO): cytoplasmic translation
Cellular component (GO): cytosol
Molecular function (GO): metal ion binding; mRNA binding
Source: RefSeq, a predicted model, not a curated record
AUGCCGCCCAAGAAGGCUGACCAGCCUAAGAAGAAGCCCAAGACGGUGGAUGAUAAGAAAAAAGGUGGUGCCGCCAAGAAACAGAUUCAACAACUGCAAGCACAAGCUGCCCACGGCGGUAAUGCCGAACAAAAGCGCAAAGAGGCCGAAAAGGCAAGGCUAAAGGCCGAGAAGGAGGCCGCAGAAGCAGCCAAGAGGGAAGCCGCCGAACUUUUCAAGCCCGUCCAGGUCCAGAAGGUGCCUUUUGGUGUCGACCCCAAGACCAUUCUGUGUCAGUUCCACAAGAAGGGCGGUUGUGAGAAGGGCCGCAAGUGUAAAUUCAGUCACGACCUGAACAUCGAGCGCAAGGCUGCCAAGAAGGAUCUGUACACCGAUUCCCGCGAUGCCGAGGAGAAUCCCGAAGACAAGAAGAAGUCCGACACGAUGGAUACGUGGGACGAAGCUAAGCUGCGCAGUGUCGUUCUCAGCAAGCACGGAAAUCCACGUACGACCACAGAGAAGGUCUGCAAGUACUUCAUCGAAGCUGUGGAAAACCAAAAGUAUGGUUGGUUCUGGACUUGUCCAAAUGGGGGUGAUAAAUGCAUGUACAAGCAUAGCUUGCCGCCAGGGUAUCUGGACAGAGUACUUACUGUUUUGUUCAGUUUCGUCCUCAAGACCAAGGAGCAGAAGGCAGCUGAGAAGGCCAUGAUGGACAAGUCACCAUUGAACACCUUAACACUGGAAGACUGGUUAGAAUCCGAGCGACACAAGCUGACCGGUAACCUCACGCCGGUCACUCCGGAGACUUUCGCCAUUUGGAAGAAGGGACGUAUGGAUAAGAAGGCCGCCGAAGCGGAGGCGCAGAAAGCCAAGGAGGCAACCGGUCGAUCCAUGUUCGAGAGUGGCGACUGGAAGGAUGAGAGCAGUGAGGAGGAGGACUCGGAUGACGAUGAUGGAGCAUGGAACCUUGAGGCUCUGCGAAGGGAGACUGAGGGGCUGCGUGAUCAGAAAGAACAGGAGCGAAUGGCCCAGCUCAAUGGCACUGUGGUCCCACCAUCAACGGAUGGAGCAAUCGCGCAAGAAGCUGCGGGCUGA